Molecule: messenger RNA, 3366 nt
Organism: Plectropomus leopardus (leopard coralgrouper)
Lineage: Eukaryota; Metazoa; Chordata; Actinopteri; Perciformes; Serranidae
Product: SWI/SNF-related matrix-associated actin-dependent regulator of chromatin subfamily E member 1-like
Biological process (GO): negative regulation of DNA-templated transcription
Cellular component (GO): SWI/SNF complex
Molecular function (GO): nucleosomal DNA binding; nuclear receptor binding
Source: RefSeq, a predicted model, not a curated record
ACGAACACUUCCGGUUUACAUGUGAAAGGCGGAAAAACUAGCGGUCCUUCAGAGGGAACAAAGGACGUUUGUGUUGACCAAUAUGGAAAUAAGCUGCCCUGUUUAACCCAGUCUCCAGCCACCAUGUCAAAACGGCCCUCCUACGCCCCUCCUCCCCCCCCUGCUCCCACUACACAAAUGCCUUCAACCCCAGGGUUUGUGGGCUACAACCCUUACAGCCAUCUGGCCUACAACAAUCUCCGGCUGGGAGGGAGCUCCGGAGGCUCCAGCAGGAACUCCUCAGGCAUCACUGUCCCAAAGCCUCCCAAACCUCCAGACAAGCCACUGAUGCCUUACAUGCGGUACAGCCGGAAGGUAAGCAGGAAGGUAUGGGACCAGGUGAAGGCGUCCAACCCGGACCUAAAGCUGUGGGAGAUUGGCAAGAUUAUUGGAGGGAUGUGGAGAGACCUGACUGAUGAGGAGAAACAGGACUACCUGAACGAAUACGAAGCUGAGAAGAUUGAAUAUAAUGAUUCCUUAAAGGCCUACCACAACUCACCAGCCUACCUGGCCUACGUCAACGCUAAGAACCGGGCUGAGGCGGCAAUGGAGGAGGAGAGCAGACAGAGGCAGAGUCGUAUGGACAAAGGAGAGCCUUACAUGAGCAUUCAGCCAGCUGAAGACCCUGAUGACUACGAUGAUGGUUUCUCAGUGAAGCACACAGCAGCCGCUCGCUUCCAGAGAAACCACCGGCUCAUCAGUGACAUCCUCAGUGAGAUUGUGGUGCCUGACGUCCGCUCGGUGGUCACCACAGCACGCAUGCAGGUCCUUAAGAGGCAGGUCCAGUCUCUCAUGGUGCACCAGAGGAAGCUGGAGGCAGAACUUUUGCAGAUUGAGGAUCGUCACCAAGACAAGAAACGACGUUUCCUUGAGACCACUGACUCAUUCAACACUGAACUCAAGCGGCUGUGCAGUCAGAAGGUGGAGGUGGACAUGGAGAAGUUAGCAGCAGAGAUGGCUGCUGCUGAAGAGGCGGCCAGGCGCAGGGCAGAGGAAAGGGAGCGUGAGGCAGCCGAGCAGGCAGAGAAGGCUGCUCAACAGGCACAGCAACAGCAGCAGCAACUGCAAGAGGCUGCUGGAAACAAAGCUGCAGGGCAUACCAGUGCUAAUGCUAGCAGCACAGCUAACCCCAGCUCAGGGCCCAAGGAGGAGGACAAGCCUACACCAAUGGAGACAGAUGAGGGAGCACCUGCAGAGCCCUCCUCAGACCCCCAGCCUGCUCCACCUCCAUCUUCUGACCCCCCCUCCUCUGCCUCUGAUAAAGGAACCCCCCCCCCUGAGCCCCCCAGGGAGAGCAGCACUCCCAGCAGUAGUGCUCCCAGUGAUGACAGCAGCAGCAGCAACAACAGUAUGCCCCCUCCUCCUUCAGACACCACCCCCGGAGCAGCAGCCCCUGACCCCCCACCGACCCCGGAAGCCAACUCCAGCACCGCUAACCCUAAUGUGGCUGCAGCAGCGCCGUCGACCCCUGCCUCAGAAGAACCAGCCCCUCCACCACUACUGCCCCCCACUCAGAGCAGCCAACAGUAUGAUAUGUAGUAGUCUAUAAGAUACACAGUGGUAAGUUUGGAGGUGCUCCCUGUGCUGUAGCUCUCCUCUAUUCUUCUCCUGGAUGAAACAGCAGCUGUGGAACAAGUGAGAUUUGUGUGGUGGCUCUGUCAUAACAAAUCUUGUGCAUAAGCAGUGCCGAGUGGUUAAGGGUCUGAUAGUAUGGUCAAUAAACAGUUAACAGAUAUUUCAUACAAGAGGGAUGAAAGAUUUUCAUCAUUUAGCCUCUUGAACCUGGAUAAACAUGACCCUGUUUCCUUAAAAUGUACUCUCCACACACAGUUUGAUGAUUGAGUGAAUUAAUGUCACCAAAGAGAACAAACAUUUUUGCAACAGAGGUUGUUCCAGUUGUGAACAAGCCAUUCCUCUUUUUUAAUUAUGUCACAUCAUAGAUGUUUUAAGUGUAAAUAACGGCACAUAGACAGCAUACUAGGUGGCUGUUAAUUGCCACGUGGUCAGCAGUAACCCCACUGACUGAUUAGACGUAACAUACAGCUGACAUCACUGUUCCUACUGUCUGCUUCUGUCUGUUGUUUAGCAUCCAGCCAGAAAUCCUUCCAUACUUUUCACUUGGCAAAGAAAGGAAGCAAAUUCUCAUAAAGCAGAAGCUGCGACAGAGUGUGGCAUUUUCGCUCAAAUGUUAUUGAAGCUGUAAUUCUACAUCCUGUUCUGCCGUUUGAGGGGCUACAGUGUUUUCCAUAACAUCUCCUCGUCUCUGACACCAGGAGAACAUGAUUUCAGGAGCUGCUUGUAGGCAAAAGGCUGCUGAUGGCUGUUUUUUAUCUCCAUCCAUAAGUCGGAUGUAAACCUCCAGUAACUGCCACUGUGUAGACUUUGUGCUGUUGGAUGUGGCUGAAAUGUUUGAUUUCCACAUGCGUCUACAUGACUCAGUAUAUAUAAACCUUUCAAAUCAGCCCUCAGAGUUUUCUUUAGUUGGACUGCAGCUGCAGACUCUGAGGGUUACUGUCCAUCAUUCAUGUUCAGUCUGGAUUGUGUCAAGCUCAGUGUACGUUUCGGUGAUAAAGAGCAACCUCGCAUGCAAGAACGUGAAUUCCCCCGACCCCCCAAUCUAAAACCUCAGAAUUUUGUAGUUUAUCAGUUGAUGUGAUUUGCAGAACUACUACUGUUACUUCUUUGUGUUUUUAGAGCUCUAGUAGAUACUUUUAGAUGAAUAUAAUCAAACUCAGCCUCGGUAUUAAAGCUGUACUCUUGAAUCAGAUUAUGACUAGGGAGUAUUGGGAUUGUUUCCCAGUCUGAAGUUACUCUGGAGGAAGGCACAUUUUAAUAUAUUGGUGCAAUCACAUUCUGCAUGCUGUAUGAAAACCAUAAAGCAAGCAUCUCAACAAAUACUGAAGUCAAAACCCAUGCAGUUGCAUAAGCGAUGGCCACAUCUCCUAGGUGCUUUUUAAUAACUUGUGGAUGAUGAAGAGAUUUGCAUUGAGUAUAAACAGUUGGCCUGGAUUUUUUUUCUCUGUAUUCAUCACAUUUCUAUAGAAACAGCUGACACCUCCUCACUGAGCAUUUAACUUGUACGAGCUUCUGGAUAUGGCGAGGCUUUUUUUUAAAGACUAUGUUCCCCUUUAGACUGCAUACUCCUGUUAACACCACAAGCAGAGAAAUGCACACGCUACCUUCAUCCAAAAGUAACCUCAGUCACUUUUGCAUUUAAAGGACUGUUUUCUUACUUGAAUUGGACUGUUUUUAGUAACCUUCCUGUUUUUGCAUCUUUCUUUUGUACUGUCUGAAUUUAUCUAUCCAAAUAAAGAUGAUUUCUCAGUC